AUGUCAAUUAUUAAAUCUAUUUCAUCAAUGAACCCAGUUAACGGUGCCUUAUCUAAAUCAAUGUUAGGCUCAUCUGGAAAUGUCUCAUUCUCUGAUAAUGAAUCAGCUUGGUUUGGUAAUAGCUUAGGUGGCAGUUCAUGUGGUUUCAAUCCAUGCUUUAAUCCAUGCAGUGGUGGUAACACUAACAUUAUCAAUAUUGAUAUCGAUAUUGGUCAUCGUCGUAGAAGAUGUUGUUAA
This is a messenger RNA of Dictyostelium purpureum, 237 nucleotides long. RefSeq lists its product as uncharacterized. The transcript is spliced from 2 exons. The record is from RefSeq and is a predicted model, not a curated record. Bases 1 to 237 code for a protein of 78 amino acids. Lineage: Eukaryota; Evosea; Eumycetozoa; Dictyosteliales; Dictyosteliaceae.